Lodderomyces orthopsilosis Co 90-125 is the source of this 4116-nucleotide messenger RNA. It is a transcript of the gene TSM1, whose product is annotated as Tsm1p. The transcript has a single exon. Gene Ontology annotation, molecular function: transcription cis-regulatory region binding; chromatin binding; RNA polymerase II general transcription initiation factor activity. Bases 1 to 4116 code for a protein of 1371 amino acids. Lineage: Eukaryota; Fungi; Ascomycota; Pichiomycetes; Serinales; Debaryomycetaceae. Gene Ontology annotation, cellular component: transcription factor TFIID complex. The record is from RefSeq and is a predicted model, not a curated record. Gene Ontology annotation, biological process: transcription initiation at RNA polymerase II promoter.
AUGCCCUCGGCAAUUCCAAACGACCUAGCUUCUCACAUGGGUACGCCCAGGCUCAUAGACGGGCUACUGCAGCAUACCCCAAAGCCAAGACUGAAUGGACGAACAUCUAGUCCAUUUCAUUUCGCAAAGCAACAGCUUUUCAAAGUUGGUCAUCAAAAAGUAAGCAUUGAUGUGAAUUUAUCAUCCAACUCGAUUGAAGGAAUUACUGAAAUUAGUGUGAUACCAUUAUCUGCUAAGCUAAAAGUAAUCAAGUUGGAUUGUCGAGAACUAAAAGUGAAGGAAAUUUACAUAAAUGGAUCGCCAAAUGCAAAUUACAUCUAUGACGACGUGUUGUUUAUCAAUGACCCUUCUAUCACAUCCGAAGCCAUUGAAAAUAACGAAAUAAAUGUACUUGAUCUUUAUUCCGAUAAGUUUGAUAUUCACCAGCAUCACUUCAUUAAAAGGAAAUUGAAUUAUAUAUUUGGCGAACGGUAUACACCUGAAGAUGAAGAAGAAUCUGACUUUUCAGGACAAGGGACACAGGAACUCAAGAUACUACUACCGGAAAACAUCAAAUUUGAACCCACUGAUAUCAACUCCAUCACAACACCUCGUGGGAGUCAACCAAAUACCAUGACACCAACACAUUUGAAAUCUAAACAUACCAUUAGCGAAGUGUAUAAACCGAUUCAAAUCAAAAUAGUCUAUGAGUUAAAGAAUCCUAAAAAUGGUGUCAACUUCAUCACAAAUGACGAUAUCGAAAAGAAACUAUGGCAUGCAUACACGACGAACUCAGAGUAUAACGUUUCCACUUCUUCGUGGGUUCCUUGUCUCGACAACUUCAAUAAUCGAUGUACAUGGUCAUUGGAUGUAAGUGUCCCACGAACAUUGAAAGAUAUUGGCAACCCAAGGAUAAUUGGCUCGAAAGAAGCUAUCGCUUAUCAAAAGCGUACUAAAAACACACUUUCAACUGAUGGAAACGAACUUGAGAAUGAGGAUGGGGAAGAUGAUGAGGACAACCCUGACUUGAUUGUAUGCUCUGCUGAUACAAACAAUGUUAAAGAAGCACCACAUCCAAUUGACUUGUCCAAAAAAGUGGUAUCGUGGUCUAUCUUCAAUCCAGUAUCUGCACACCAUAUUGGUUGGGCGUUGGGAUUUUUUGAAAGUAUAAUUUUGAAUGAUGGAUCACAAACUGCUGAAGGCGAUGAAAUCAACUCCAUGGACGUUGAUGACGAAUACAAUGACAAGGAUAGUUCGAGCUCUCUGGUGACGAUAUAUGCAUUACCCUCCGACAUGGAACUAGCCAAAAAUACUUGUCUUGUUGCAAGCAGAGCAUUGAGCUAUUAUCUGAGUGAAUUUGGUUCUUACCCAUUCAGUUCUUAUGUGAUCGUAUUUGUCAAAUUUUCACCUGUGAAAAGCAAUGGAUUUGCUGGAUUAUCGAUCUUGUCGACGUCAUUACUUUAUCCUCCCAAUUUGAUAGAACCCAUGUUUAUUUCAACAGACAUCUUGUUAACCAGUAUAGCCGCUCAGUGGUCUGGAAUCAACAUUGCUCCUCAUUCAUUUGACGAUAUUUGGUGUACCCUGGGUAUAGCUGGUUUCAUGGCGAUCUCCUUUGUUCAAAAACUAAUGGGAACAAAUGAGUUCAGGUUCAAGGUCAAGGAACUAGUGCAAACUAUAGUUGAACAGGAUGUUGACAAGAGACCUAUAGCUCAUCCGUUUUUAAAGUUCCCUGUAUCUGAUUUGGACUUGGAAUUUAUAAGAUUGAAAUCCCAGAUUGUUUUCUUUAUAUUGGACAACAGAAUGACAAAGACGGACAAAUCAUUUGGUUUGUCAAGGGUCAUUCCCAAACUUUUUUUGCAAGCAUUAUCGGGAGAUUUACCCAAUGGAACCUUGAGCACCGAUCAUUUUCAGUACGUUUGUGAAAAGGUGAAUCGAAAUAAAUUGGACAGUUUUUUCAAGCAAUGGGUUUUUGGUUCUGGUGCUCCAAGCUUUAAAAUUAGCCAACGUUUCAACAAGAAGAAAGGGAUGAUCGAAAUGACCAUAAGACAAGUACAGCAUCAUGAAAAUAAAACAGUGCGAUUAAACGCCGAGUCGUUUAUAGAUGAUGCGUUAUGCUUCAUUAAUAAGGAGCCUCUUCCACAGAGACAAAAUGUGUUUACCGGUCCUAUGAAUAUAAGGGUCCAUGAGUCCGACGGUACUCCAUACGAGCACAUUAUCCACAUCAAAGAGGUGAAAACCACCAUAGAUAUUCUGCUAUCCAAAAAGGUUCGAAAGAUUAAGAAGAAAGAUGAAGGAGUAGAUCCUGGGAUUAAUUUUAAUCAGUUUGGAGAUAUUCUCAUCAGUGAAGAAGACAAGAGAAAAUGGGAGUUGCAAGACUGGGAAAGUAGGGAUGAGGACUCUUUGGGUGCUGAGCCGUUUGAAUGGAUACGAGGUGACAUUGAUUUUGAAUGGAUUGCCAAAAUUGAAGUAUUGCAACCAGAUUUCAUGUAUGGGUCCCAGCUUGUUUACGAUAGAGAUGUUGAAGCACAGUUUGAUGCUUUGCGGUACUUUGGUAACCUUGAGAAACCUUCUGUCAUUUAUUGCACAGCACUUGUUCGUACAUUUUUGGAUGAGCGGUAUUUCUACCGUAUAAGAAUUGCAGCCGCAGAAGCACUUGCUACGUGUUCCAAUGCUUCAAACGACUUUAUUGGAAUGAAGUAUCUAAUUAAAGCAUACAAACACUUGUAUUGUUUCCCAGACAGCUCAAUACCCAAAGCAAAUGAUUUCAAUGAUUUCAAAUUAUUUUUAAUUCAAAGAGCGGUUCCUGGAAUUUUGUGCCGAAUCACAGAUGAUGAAGGCAGAGUUCCCAAGGAUGUGCAGGAUCUUUUAUUCAACUUUGUAAAGUUCAACGAUAACGCAAUGAAUGACUAUCAAGACACUUUAUAUUUAUCUGAUCUCAUCAAGGCGUUAACAACUAGUGCUAUAAGUGGAUGGCGUAAGGAUACUGCAGAAGGAAAUAACCAGGAAUUUGCUCAUAAAGUUAACGCGGAAAUUACUCGGUUACAAAAACUUGAUGAAUGGAGACCUUCUUAUCAAAGAAUACUACAGACUACGUGUUUCAAAUCGAGAGUGCAGAUGGCUCUAUAUGGAGCAAUCACCCUUUCGCUAGAAGAGAUGAUGAUGGCCACGGUGGACAAGUUCCCUAUGGAUUUACGUGCUGAAGCAUUCAAGGGACUUUUGUUACUCAGUGGCUUCCGCUCGACACCUAUUCUUGAAUAUUUUCUUAAAGUGUGUUUGUUGUACUUUCAUCGUCCUUUGUACACAAGGAAACUCGUUGGUGUGCUACUUGAGUCGAUUACAAUGAUAGCACUUGAAGGAAGCUUUGUCCCAGUCAAAGAGUCGCCUGAUGAUAAUCGUCAACCUGGUUUAGUGCUGACAAGCAUGAUCAUUAUUGAUGAGGGAGCCAAUUCAGACAUGAAGGCAAGGCAUGAUUUGCAUGCUAGAGCCACUUUGAAGGGGGCUAUAGAUUUAUUGAGGCGUGAUUAUUCAAAUAUUGGAAGUUUAAAGCAUGUGUUCUGGACAUUUUUGCAUUCAGCUUUGUUGAGCAAUUUUGUCAAGCGCAAUUUAUUUUUGAUGGCCGAAAUCCUUUACGAAGAACGAGACACCCUUAUAGUUAAGCUACCUGUACCAAGUUUGCCAAUAGCAGAGUUCAAGAAGAAGGUUGUUGCGAGAAAUUUGGGAGAUGGACAAGUUGUUUUAAGAAGGGAAGGUAGGUUUAAAAUUCAAUUGAUAUCACGUAAACCGCUGAGUCAUCCACCUAAUCGAAAGACUCAUAAAUCUGAGGAAACAAAUAAGCCAAAGCCCUCCUUGAGAAUAUCCUUCAAAUUGCAACAAGACAGGCUUUUUGAAAGAAAUGAGAAGGAAACAUCAAUCAAUGAGAAAUAUGUGCCACGAUCAUCGUCUUUAGUGAAAUUCGAUCCCUCAUCCCAUUCUCGUGUACUGAUCAAAUUACCUACUCACGUUUUGAAAACCAUUGCCAGUAAGCCAAUUGUUAUAAACCAAGAAUCGUUGGUGUCUGUAAAAGGAACAAUAGUCAAGAUCAACUUCAAGAAACACUCAAAAGAUAAACAGACUGCACAAAACGUACAUACGGUUUAA